GAGGUGGGCGUGGACCGUCAUCCGAGUCCUGCUCGUUGCUACAUCCCGCGCCAACAGCGCUAGAUCCGGGGAUGUCGAUGACAUCGCUGCUAAGAUGUUUACGGACGAAAACGCAGCGAAGUGGUGCACGCUGCCUUCCGCGAUCAUGUUGUUCUCGCGCGAGGAGCUCGGGAUUUCUGCUGGUUGAGAACGACUGCGAUCACCCUCGCCGCCGUCUUGGAGAUGGGAGGACGUUGGGCUUCACGAGGAUGGAUCGAGCCGCGGUUUCGAUAUUCUAGAUAUCCCACAAGGGAUGUGAGGUUUGACAACACACCAAUGGUUAUUAAUCAUGGUCAUCGGCGGAGCUGUAAUCGCAUCCCGCCCCAAUCGCCCCUGCCGCAUCGAGGUGUCAUCGAUACGUGGCACGACGGCAGCGAUAGCGACUCAUCGGGCAGCAGCGCCGAGGAAAACGACCGUAUCAGGAUCGUGGAACGGGAACCCAGCCGAAAGCCUAUCCGAUGGCAGAACACGGGACCAAGGACGAGUUGCGGAGGCCGCUGGAAUGGGAAUCUCAACGGUCUCAAAUGGCACGGCAGGAAGCACAAAAGGGAAGAAGAGAUACUAAAAGGCAUAUUGGAAGAACCGGACUGUCAAGGAGAAGCGGAACGGGUUGAAGAACGGCUAAAAGUCCUUUCGGGAAAACUAGAGCGGUUACGGGAAAUUGAAUGCUUUCACAGGGAACGCUGGGAAGCGGGAAGAGAAGAAGAAAGGUUAACAGGCGUGUUGGAUCAACUGGAGUUUCAAGGCGAACUGCGGCAAGCGGAAGGGGAUGUAGAAAAAUCUGGAACAUUUACGGUUACGAAAAGCGAGGAAGAAAAUGGAACUGCUGAGGGAAGACAGACGAGAAUCCAUACUGAGAUUCCGGCAACAUGAACCGGAAUGUGACCGAGGAGGACCGGAGAUUGAGAGACUCCGGAAAAGGUUGGAGGAGACGACACGUGAGAGGGGAAGAUCGCCUACAGAUCAUCACAGGAGGGAACGCCGGGAUCACUCUUAUCACCGCAAGAUUGGAACGAACCGAACCGUGAAAGGUCCCCUCCACCCCAAGACACAGCUGGAUCGUGAUGGUGCGGAGAAGUCCUCGGGGCAACC
Molecule: messenger RNA, 1131 nt
Organism: Parathielavia appendiculata
Lineage: Eukaryota; Fungi; Ascomycota; Sordariomycetes; Sordariales; Chaetomiaceae
Exons: 1
Coding region: 223-912 (229 amino acids)
Source: RefSeq, a predicted model, not a curated record